Molecule: messenger RNA, 1542 nt
Organism: Phytophthora nicotianae INRA-310
Lineage: Eukaryota; Oomycota; Peronosporomycetes; Peronosporales; Peronosporaceae
Exons: 2
Coding region: 1-1542 (513 amino acids)
Source: RefSeq, a predicted model, not a curated record
AUGUUCCAGCAUCGUCAGCGUGGAGAAAACAAUGCACAAAACGCGGCGCUGAUGGCUGUUCAAGCUUCGACUGAAACAAGAGUCCAGCAGCUCACUGAACAACAACGUACACUUGCCCAUCAGCUCGGUGAAGCUCUAGCUACGACACAAAGCGAGUUAUCAUCUCAAUUCCAGCGAAUGCAGGUGCUGGAAGGGGACCAAGUUACACAGAUCGAAGAAUUCGUCAAUAAGAAGCUGGGUGAGGCUCUUCAAAAAGUGCAUCAGUCGAGUCAAGUGAUUACCUCGCAGACGGACAUCGCUCAGAAGCUUUUGGUCGAGAUCGAACAAACUAUCGACAAUAGCCAAGCUACUUUCGCUAGUCACAUUCGCCAAGUCGUUGAAGAUGAAUUGGCAAGCCUGCAGCAUGAUUCUUUAAGUGCGAAGCAAGUACGGGGAGUGGUGGACGAAACGGUAGCUGCAGCUAUUGCUGAGGCAAAACAAACAAUCGAUACAGAGCUCCAGCGUGCCCGCAGCGAAAUUCAACGUGAAAUUGCAACCAGAAUGGAGGAACCAGUCCGGCACUUAGUUUUGGAGCUGACAACGCAGGCGGCGCGUCAACUUGAAUCUCGCGUGCAGAGUCUAGUUACGAAUACACAGUCGGAAAUGAACCUACAAAUUCAACGCCAAGCGGGUGCAACGUCGGUUCUGCCAUGGCUAAAGACUUCUAUCCAGGAUGUGCUGCUCAACAACCCAGAUUUAGUGGGCCAUGAGCGACAAGAACAGUCACAACAAUCAAGCACAGUUUCGAAAGGUGACAAAGAACACAAGGAAUAUGCAGAGCAGCUCAACGCCACUCUUGAGCGCAGUAUCGGAGCAGCAGCUACGACGAUCGGUAACGCUAUCAACGGUGGAAUGCGCUGCAUAACCAAGUCCUCACUCAGGCGUGACCACAGUUUUGAAGAUAGCGACUCGGAUGAUGAUGUCUGGAUGACUCCGAAAGACCGUCAAAUGGAAAAUCGGAUGAAGGAAGCUUGGCGAAAUGCUUACCUUUGUAGCAAACCUGAUCACGUCUCUCCUGAAGCGAAUUCAGACCACGAAGGCAAGAGCUCUCGAGACAAUCGAAUUGAAAAUAAACCAGAAGUUCUGGCUCGGAGUUACAAGGACAGUGAAGGACUCGUUUCAUCUCCGCAAACUCAGUUACCCUUUACCGGUGGAGCCGCGUUUGAUUCCAGUGUACUGCUGGUGGUACCGCCUACUCAAACACAGAUCUUCGUCCAGAAUAAAACGCACCAUGAACACCGUCUAUCUGAGCUACGGCGCCGUCAAUGCCUGGAGCUUGAACAACUCCAGCAGGACGCGCCACUACCAAUUCAGUACCGGGGGCGUCAUCGCGAGACCCAUCCUCCUGUUCCACCACGUCAAUCUGGAGAACAUCGACACCAAGUCCAGCGUCACCACAAGCAAGCUCACACAAAUCGAAUGCAGCGGCUUGUGAAUGACCUUCAACAAGAAGUUACUACCAGAGCGGAGUUGGAGGCACAGCGGUAUUCAUCGAAUAACUAA